This is a messenger RNA of Rubroshorea leprosula, 524 nucleotides long. NCBI's taxonomy places the organism in Eukaryota, Viridiplantae, Streptophyta, Magnoliopsida, Malvales, Dipterocarpaceae. The record is from the annotation of a GenBank genome assembly.
AGCUGCAAAAUACUUGGCAGUAGCUAGCUACCUAACUGAGUACACCAUGGCCUUCAAAACCCUUUUCUUUGCUUCCCUUUUGCUUGCUGCGAUAGCAUCUCCAAUGGCUGAUGCGCAAUCCCCUGGUGGCCUCAUUGGCACCCUUCUCGAUGCAGGGGUGCAACUGCGGUGUGGAGGGAAUGUGGUAGCCGAUGCAACCACAAACGAGAAGGGUGCAUUUUCCAUGGUGUUGGAUCCUCUUCAAUUCGUUCUCUCUUCAGUGCUAUCCAACUGCAGCCUAGCAGUCACCACUCCGCUCUCAACCUGCAAUGCCAAGCUGCCGUCUGUUGGCUGCCUCCUCUCCUCCUUGCAGUUAGCCGGAAAUACCCUCAUCGGCCUAUUCAAUGUUGCGGACAUCAUCCUGCAGGAUUCAAGUUCUUGCCAUCCAUCUAACUAUACGUUUAUGGCAUCAAGAGAGUCCUAUAUAUCAAGCAGCUGCUAAGCAAUAAGUAACAUAUAUCUUUGAAUAAGGUCACUAUGACUAU